GUCAACUGAUAUAUUACAGGUUAUUCAUCUUUCUAUUGAUAUUGUAGGACCUCCGAAUGUGAUGUAUCAUUGGCAACGUGUACUGGUGGCAGUGCGCCUCUUGAAAGGCAAUGAGCUGUCGAUUAUUUCCGACCCUGGAAAUGCGGACUCUUGGAAAGGUUCUGAUUUGUUUAGUACUUUUGAAGGAGGCUCACGAUGGUGAGAAUUGUUGGAUAUAUUUAGAUGACCCAUAGGCCUCACACGGCACCCUUUAGUUCUGGCCGACAUCCUUGCUGUACUUCACAUUUCUUGCUCGCAUCUUGUUACUCGGACUAUCUGCAAUGUCAGGUUACGACCGCGAUGUACCCACUUUCUAUUACUCCGAGUCCGAAGAUGAGGGCACCUCCACUGCAACAACAGCCCAUGAAGAACAUCCAAAAGGGUCAAUCCUUCCACAUAUUUCCCAGAGACUCGACUACGCCCGUCUCCAGGGCUACUUCCGGAACGCAAAGCAUCUAUUCUCGAGGCUUGAGGCGAAGUCGAGUCUCGAAAACAUCCCAUUGCCACUCUUUAAACGAGAGAUCGAGCCAGGGCAAGAAUGGAUAAAAGGGGCCAUGCUCUGUGCCUGGGGCACAGCCUUAAUUCUGACUCUCAAUGCGAUCCUCACAAUCAUUGCGGUAGGUGUGGGGUAUUCGAGGUCAUCUGGUGAUAAAUAUUUCACAUAUACAGAGCUUUAUGAAGGCAGUUGCUCAGUGACAAAUAGCUGGACUACUGCUAUGCAUUUUAUAAUUAACAUGCUGAGUACUGCCUUACUUGCUGCCAGCAACUAUGUCAUGCAGUGUUUAGUUGCACCGUCCCGAGCCGAUGUUGAUAGAGCCCAUUCACGACGCCAGUGGUUAGAUAUCGGCGUAUUAAGUACCAGAAACCUUGCUAUUAUGGACAAUAAAAGAAAGAUCCUCUGGGCUUUACUGUUUAUCAGCUCGUUUCCGAUCCACAUGCUGUAUAACGCAGCUAUAUUUUCGUCCAUCAGUACUAUUGAGUACGGAAUUGUCGUAGUACCACAAGAUCUUGCGAAAAGUGAAUCUCUUGUUAAGGAUGAGCCUGAGGCCCGUUCAUUCUCUCAAUAUGUCGGGUUUACUGCCAGCGAUAUACAAGCUGAAAUGUUCAACGGCACUUUCACAGAGAAGGACCUGUUAGGAUGCAUUGAAAGGUACGAUGUGGAGUACAAUACAAAGGCAGGUACACUCCUCCUACUGGCAGCGAGAGACAGUCUGCGCGGGUUUUCAAGUCUUCUUCCUCUGGAUGGGGCCUAUAGUGCUUAUGCCUAUACCUCGACAGGGACGAGCUUGGCAGAUGCAAUCGGAUUCAAUUCAGCCCAAAACAUGAGCUAUCUCCAUGCUGGAAACUGGAAUUAUCCAGGGUGGUCUUUCAAAUACAAGGAGGCGAACACCUGGACCGACAUAAGGGAGUUUACUGAUUACUCCUCUUGGUCUGACUCCGUGGAUUAUACCCAGCACGCGAGUCAACAUUGCCAGUUCUACUUCAGCCCAGCAAUAUGCAUCGCAGUCAUAGCGUGCAACAUGGUCAAAGUAUUUUGCAUGUAUCUGGCCGCGAGGACAGAUCAUAAAGAGAUCUUUUUGACUGUUGGCGACGCACUCUCGUCUUUUCUAGACAGACCGGACCCGAACACGAAGGGUGGCGACAUUAUAUCCGGGUUUCAGUCCCGCAAUAGACGCGCCUCGGCUUUGGAUACCAUCAAUAUUAAUCCGUCCCAUGACACCGAUUCUCAUUUGCCGCUACCUCAACUGCUCCCUAGGCGGAAGAGGUGGUUCGGCGCUGCUACCUGGAAACGCUGGGCCUCCACUUACACCGCAUUGUGUGCAUGUAUGGCUGUAUCUAUAUACCUGUACUACCGAUCUGCUGGAACGCGACUUGCCAGAAGUGUCGGAUCGAACCUGGGAAUGGGAAACCCAAACAGCUCUGCCCUCUUCUUCGACGGCGCGGACAGCAUUCUAUUAUCGCUGUUGGCCAACACACCACAGCUCGUAUUUUCAGCAUUAUAUCUUCUUUGUAACGGUCUAUUCACAUCGAUUCUUGCUGUCGCUGAAUACAAUGAUUUUGCGAAUCAGCGAAAGACUCUUCGAGUUACUUGGCCAAAGGGGGGGCAACGAUCAACAUAUUAUCUCAGUCUCCCAUAUCGAUAUAGUAUUCCUUUGAUCGGAGUGUCAGUCUUUAUGCAUUGGAUACUCUCGCAGUGUAUUUUUCUGGUCAAGAUCAACAGCUUUGACGUGCACGGCAACAGGCUUCUCAACACCGAGGACCAGACUACAGCGUGCGGCUGGUCGCCUCUUCCAAUGUUUAUAACCAUCGUCAUCGGAGGAUCGUGCAUGAUAGCCCUCCUGGGGUUCGGCUUCCGCCGCCUUCGGUCAAAUAUGCCUCUUGUUUCGUACCGCAGCGCUGCACUCAGUGCCGCAUGCCAUCCACCACCGGGAGAUGAGGGCGCGUCUUUGAAGCCCGUGAUGUGGGGAGAAGUGCGAGGCGAAUCAUUGAAUGGGACGAAUACUGAGGAUCAUGGAAACCAAUAUGCGCAUUGCACAUUUACGUCAAAAGAGGUGGCGACUCCUCGAAUAUUUCAGUCCUAAUGUUGAGAUGAAUGCAUGUAUCACAGGUGGAAAUGGUUGGAUUUUCAACCCGUCUUCAUGAGCGUGUUACGCCUCUUAUCUUGUACUUACAAAUUUAACUCAAGUUCGGGCUAGUUUAUAUUAUAAAAACUACGAAUGAC
Molecule: messenger RNA, 2761 nt
Organism: Aspergillus versicolor CBS 583.65
Lineage: Eukaryota; Fungi; Ascomycota; Eurotiomycetes; Eurotiales; Aspergillaceae
Exons: 4
Coding region: 321-2621 (766 amino acids)
Source: RefSeq, a predicted model, not a curated record